AUGGUUGGAGUCUCGACUGCAUCGAUAUCAGCCAUGGGAAGUAAGGAGCACCAGCUGGUUGGUGAGGCGCGCAUCCGCGCACCUCAGCCGCUGCAACUGCCCCUGCUGACGCUCGGGUUGCUCGGAGCACAAACCGUAUGGUCGAUUGACAUGGCAUUUGCACCUCCUUACUUGCUCGACCUGGGUCUGUCAAAAUCAGCGAUGGCAGCGGUGUUUGUGGCGGGUCCGCUCUCAGGACUGAUCGUUCAACCUCUGAUCGGCAGCCUGGCCGACAACAGCACAUCAAAGUAUGGACGACGUCGACCUUUUCUCGCGACUGCCACCAUCAUCUGUGCUAUCAGCAUUCUCUUUCUGGGUUUCGCAAGCGAAGUUGCAGCUUGCUUUGCUGUCCCAGGUGGCAAUACACACCAAAACCUCGCCAUCUUUAUCGGCGUCGUGUCCGUAUAUCUGGUCGACUUUUCCGUGAAUGCCGUCACGGCGCUCGACCGCGCUCUGAUGGUUGAUAUAGCAGAAACAGAGCAUCAGGCUGAAGCUAACGCGUGGGCCGCUCGUCUGACGGGUGUUGGCUCGGUGUUGAGCUUUCUCAUCGGCAACCUCGACUUGCCCAAGCUCGCGCCUGGUUUUCUUGGUACAACGCAGAUCCAGAUCAUCUCGGUGCUUGUCAGUGUCAUCCUCAUAGCCACGCAUGCAGUUGUGGUUCUUUGCGUGGAAGAACAGGUCCUCGCACAGACUCGCUCUUAUGGCUCGAGAAAGGCCAAAGGCUUUGGACUCACAGCGAUCAUGCACGACCUCUAUAUCCAAGCAAGAGGGCUUCCGCCACCCAUCAUCGAGAUCUUCAAGGUGCAAUUCUUUGCGCAGAUCGGCUGGUUCCCGAUCCUAUUUUACAGCACCGUAUGGGUUGGGGAGAUCUACAAAGCCGACGUGCGGCUCAAUGGCGGAAAGCAAAGCGAUCAUGAACUAUUCGAGCAAGCGACUCGCGCUGGCAGUCGCGCGUUCUUCUGGCAUGCAGUCCUGUCGCUGCUCACUUCAAUAGUGUUACCACUUGCGGUGCCAAACCCUGUGCACGAGUCUUCUGCUCGCCCGGUCUGGUUUGCAAACUCUAGCAUGUUGCGCAAGCUUGGAAAAGUGCGCGAGCGAUGCCCCAAGCUGUCAUUCUGGUGGCCUUUCGCCAACUUUGUGUUUUUCAUCUCCAUGAUGGGAACCUACUUUGCCGGUCUCACCAAAAGUGUCUUUCUGGCCACAUGGGUCGUCACGUCGGUGGGCUUCUGCUUUGCGAUCGCCAACUGGAUUCCGAUUGCCCUGCUGGGCAUUCUGAUUCACACGCAGCAUGUGCAGACGAAUCCUGACUCGGCGCAUCUUGUUGUAGGGGGCCGCACUUUGCCGUCGAAUGCGGCAGCCAACGCGGAUCGUGAAGGGGACGAAGUAGCCAUGGCGCUGCUUGGCGACCGUACCCAUGAUGACGAAUGGCGGCGCGGGUCGAUGGCCAGAAUGUCGUUGUACGACGCAUCCUUGGAUCAGCGUUCACAGCCUCAAUCGCGUGUUUGUGAUGACACCGACUCGGAUGACGAAGAUCAGCUUCCACGCGCCUUGUCGUUUGGAGCAUCGAGCUUGUACGAGGAAGCGCACGCUCGCGAUGCAAAUGCGGAGGCAGACGAUGUGGAAAGAGGGAGAGAUUCCGACAAAGGUGCCAACAGCACACUAUCGCACGCGGGUACCGUUCUGGGCCUGCAUAAUGUCGCCAUCGUAGUGCCGCAAUUCCUCGUCACGGCGGCAUCCGCGCUGAUCUUCGCCAUCAUGGAGCCAAGCCCCAAACAGAAGGACCAAGAGGGCGAUGUAGGUGUAGGCAACUCGACAGAAUCGGGGAAGAGCAGCGACGCUUUGGGUUUCAUUUUCAGACUGGGCGGCUGCUGCGCUCUGGUCGCAGGCAUUCUAGCAGUUCGGCUGGUACGUCGACAUGGUCACGAACUUCGAGGCUAUUGA
This is a messenger RNA of Mycosarcoma maydis (corn smut), 1980 nucleotides long. RefSeq lists its product as uncharacterized. Gene Ontology annotation, molecular function: sucrose:proton symporter activity. Bases 1 to 1980 code for a protein of 659 amino acids. The transcript has a single exon. Gene Ontology annotation, cellular component: membrane. NCBI's taxonomy places the organism in Eukaryota, Fungi, Basidiomycota, Ustilaginomycetes, Ustilaginales. The record is from RefSeq and is a predicted model, not a curated record.